AUGGUGUCGCUAAUUCUGUUGUGCUUAUGCUUUUCAGUUGUCAACUCGGAGUUGAUAGCUUCUCAAAUUGUAAGUAUUCAUCUGUUACCUAUUUACAAAUCGUGUUAACAGUUUAACCGUCAUGGCCAACGAUUUCCUACCACUUUUGUUCACUUUCCGACCGAAGGAGAUGUGAAAGAAGACAAAACUUACGAACCAGGAGAGCUGACUGAAAAGGGAAUCAAUCAGGAGUACCAACUGGGACUCAACUUGAGGCAGUAUUAUGGAGGUCUAUUAGGUAAUGUCUACCGACCGUCAGAGUUGCGAGUAUUCGCUGGAAAUGAUAACAGAACAAUCACAAGUGCUCAACUUUUGUUGGCCGGACUGUUUCCACCAAAGACCAGUCAAGUAUGGAAUGACAAGUUGUUGUGGCAACCGAUUCCAGUACAUACUCAACCCAUUCUUGACCAGGUAUUCAUGUUUUAGUCAGAUUUAUUGUUUUAGGUAUUAUAUCUGUUUUUACUCUCUAAUUUUAGGUAUCUUUUGGAGCACUGGAUUACUGUCCGGACUUCAAAAAAACUCUGGUGAAUAGUACUGAAAAUCUAAAGUUUUUGGAUUCAAUCAGACCAAUGAUCGAGGAGCUACAGAACUUGACGGGGAUCAACAUUACUGAUUUAGAUGUUCUACAGAAAGUGACCGAUGCUAUUAUAACUCGAAAUGACAUUCCGGAACUGGUUCCAUUGCCUGACUGGGCUGAUGAAUCGCUGGUCUCGUAUUGGGAGAAGAAGCGAAACGAAUUUCACAGAAGAUUUGUGACGUCGAUGAAAGAUUCUACUGGAGGUUGGCACUUCAACCAGCUCAUCUCUCAAUUCGAUGCCAUUUUGAACAACAGUACAAAACACAAGUUCAUUGUGUAUUCUGGGCACGACACUAAUAUAAUGACACUGGGUAUCUACCUCAACAUUUCGAUCAUCAACCAAGAAUUGCAGCCGGUUUCAAGUUACUUGGCGUUUGAUUUGUCAAAGGAAGGCAAGCAGAAGAUCAUCAGAGUAGGUGAUUGAGGUUUUUAAUUCUGAUUUUAAGGCUUUUUUGCACAACAAACUAAAUGGAUCCAGGGUCCACUUGAACAUCACUGGGUGUCCUGAACCUUGUAUAUACAGUGAGUUCAAGAGACUGGGACAACCUAUGGACACUCUCAAGUUUACCUCUAUUUGUCUGGGACAAGAUAUUACGAUUGGCGAUGAUCAAACAGUAUUAUAUGGAAUCAUUUCGAGUAAGGCAUCGCUUUUAAACUAGUUUUAUUGUUAGUGCAACUUUAAAUUAGUACUAGUUUAUUUUACUACAUUUCUUAAAGGUUUGUUGAUUGUGGUGACGAUUCUGCUUGGCGCGGUAAUGAUUUUAUUGUUCAUGUCAAGGAGAACAUGGAAGAAAAGAUAUCAUAGAUUGGCCAAGGAAGAGAGAAGACCUUUGUUGCAUCAACAAAACCAAGCUUAG
Bursaphelenchus okinawaensis is the source of this 1473-nucleotide messenger RNA. The record is from the annotation of a GenBank genome assembly. Lineage: Eukaryota; Metazoa; Nematoda; Chromadorea; Rhabditida; Aphelenchoididae.